AUGUCCAACCGGGAGGAGGCCCCGGGGAAGACCUAGGAGACGCUGGAGGGACUAUGUCUCUCGGCUGGCCUGGGAACGCCUCGGUAUUCCCCCGGAGGAGCUGGAGGAAGUGGCUGGGGAGAGGGAAGUCUGGGUGUCCCUGCUUAGACUGCUGCCCCCGCGACCCGGGCCCGGAUAAGCGGUAGAAGAUGGAUGGAUGGAUGGAUGAAUAUUUAAUACUGUCCAAAAUUAAAGACAUGACAAAUCGUUUUUCAGUCUAAGAUAAGUGCAGAUUAGAUAUUUGGACAAACACAGUCAUCCAACUUGUUUGGGUGGAGAUGAUAUCUGCAAAUCUACACAUGAAGGUUCAGAUGUUUUAGAUAUUUACAGUGACAGAGGAGAAGAAAGGAGGAAGUCUUUAAAAUGUACAUUAAUUUCUUUGUUAAAUAUCUGUGUCCUUUAGGUUGAAUUAUCUCAUAAAUGUAUUCAAAUAUUCAAGAAUUUGAGACUUUCCUGCAUUUAUAAAGAGAUUGGAUUAAUUCUUCAGGAACAUACAGUUUAUUUUCCAAAAAGACAUCAUUUUCUACCGCUUAUCCGAACUACCUCGGGUCACAGGGAGCCUGUGCCUAUCUCAGGCGUCAUCGGGCAUCAAGGCAGGAUACACCCUGGAUGGAGUGCCAACCCAUCACAGGGCAUACACACACACUCUCAUUCACUCACGCAAUCACACACUACGGACAAUUUUCCAGAGAUGCCAAUCAACCUACCAUGCGUGUCUUUGGACUGGGGGAGGAAACCAGAGUACCCGGAGGAAACCCCCGAGGCACGGGGAGAACAUGCAAACUCCACACACACAAGGCGGAGGCGGGAAUCGAACCCCCAACCCUGGAGGUGUGAGGCGAACUUGAUAACCACUAAGCCACCGUGACCCCGAUGCAAAUAUAAUUAUUUAAAAUAUAUUAAAUAAACAGCGAGUCCUUGUUGUUAUUAAUUACAGGAGUGUCAUUUCCCCAGGUCAUUAACAUUAGUUAUUCAGGGAUUAAUCAGUAUGUAUAGUUAAUAUGUUCAAAACAGAACGUGUUUCUGUUCAAAACAGAAGUGCAGAGCGAGUCAGGUGCUGGUUAUCGCGAGAACAGGCAGAGGCUCACAUUCUGCACACAGGUGUAUUAGUCGACACGUCAUUUGCUUCUGGUUACCCAGAACUGCAGCCUGACUCCGAAGAAUGAAAGUAAAAAUUCAAGAAAAACAAGUUUACUCAUUAAUAAAACCUGUCGUUUGAACAUUAUUUGACUUCCAACUGAUUAUUUACAGAACACGUAACAACUCGGCUGAGAUUUGACUUCAAAAUGACCCAAGAGGAUAAGCCUGUCGUUCUCGUGAUGCUCCACCACACCUUUAAUCUGGACAUUGUUGUUCAAGACAUCAGACCCUAUGUGUACAGGAAGGAUGUGUUCGUUGUUGAUUGUGUCUUUCAUGAAGAUAAAGGGCUGUUGAGAUGCCUGCACAACGACAAUGCAAUCAAAGCUGUGAAGGAUCAUCUGAGCAGAAUGAAGGAUGCAUCAGUCCUCAGUGAGUUUGUUUGCAGUGAUCUGGAUCUUUGUUUUGUCCAUUUUGUUGUUAAUGGAUCUGGCAUUGGUGAGAAAAAUGGUGGGAAGCAGCGGUUUGUGUAGUUGUUUCCUAUCAAGGAUGCUGGACGAUUCUUCCAGUGCCUCCAAGAGCUGAGAAUGAUCCCUGGAGAACCCGGUGUUCUGGCUAUCCCCUCAGCACUCAGGGUCUCCUUUAUGGUUCUUGGGAACACCAUGAACGCCCACAAGCUCUUUAUGGACAAGCUCAAGUCCAAAGUGAAGCUACAUGAAGUGUCCUCGAAGGAACAAAGUGACGUCAUCAUAGCUUUUUUACCGAUUCUGUCUCGAGCUGGAAUGGACAUUCAAGCUGCUCUUGACCAAAUUCUGAAAGGACUAUCAGACCAGCGCAUCAUUCUGGUGUCUCUACACCACACAUAUGAUCCUAGUUACAUUGCUCCAGACAGCAGACACUCUGUUAACAGGAGUGACGUGUUUGCUGUUGAUUGUCUCUUUGAUGAAGACCAGGGACUGCUGAACUCCCAGUGCAAUGACAAGGCACUGAAUAGAGUAAUAAAUCACCUCGGAGGAGAAACGGCACCAGAUAAUGUCUCUGUCAUGAGCUGGUCAAGUGUGGAGCACACCACUUACAAAAGGAAAGCACAUGCUGCAGAGCUGAGAAUGAUCCAUAGAGACCCCGGUGUUCUGGCUUUCCCCUCAGAAAAACAGUUGGAAGUGCCAGUUUUAAAGGAAUUCGCAGACGUCUUCAAAGGAAUUGGACUGUUUCCCGCACUCAGUGUCUUCAUUAUGGUUCUUGGGAACACCAUGAACGCCCACAAGCUCUUUAUGGACAAGCUCAAGUCCAAAGUGAAGCUACAUGAAGUGUCCUUGAAGGAACAAAGUGACGUCAUCAUAGCUUUUGUACCGAUUGUGUCUCGAGCUGGAACGGACAUUCAAGCUGCUCUUGACCAAAUUUCGAAAGGACUAUCAGACCAGCGCAUCAUUCUGGUGUCUCUCCACCACACAUUUGAUCCUGGUUACAUUGCUCCAGACAGCAGACACUCUGUUGACAGGAGUGACGUGUUUGCUGUUGAUUGUCUCUUUGAUGAAGGCAAGGGACUGCUGAACUCCCAGUGCAAUGACAAGGCACUGAAUAGAGUAAUAAAUCACCUCGGAGGAGAAACGCCACCAGAUAAUGUCUCUGUCAUGAGCCGGUUUAGUGUGGAGAACACCGCUUACAAAAGGAAAGCUUUUGCUGCAUGUGUUGGUGCAGUUAUUGGUGCAGUUUCUGGAGCAGCUAUUGGUCUUGGUGCAGCUAUUGGUGCUGCUAUUGGUGCUGCUAUUGAGCUGAGAAUGAUCCAUAGAGACCCCGGUGUUCUGGCUAUCCCCUCAGCACUCAGUGUCUUCAUUAUGGUUCUUGAUAACACCAUGAACGCCCACAAGCUCUUUAUGGACAAGCUCAAGUCCAAAGUGAAGCUACAUGAAGUGUCCUCGAAGGAACAAAGUGACGUCAUCAUAGCUUUUGUACCGAUUCUGUCUCGAGCUGGAACGGACAUUCAAGCUGCUCUUUACCAAAUUCCGAAAGGACUAUCAGACCAGCGCAUCAUUCUGGUGUCUCUCCACCACACAUAUGAUCCUAGUUACAUUGCUCCGGACAGCAGACACUCUGUUAACAGGAGCGAUGUGUUUGCUGUUGAUUGUCUCUUUGAUGAAGACCAGGGACUGCUGAACUCCCAGUGCAAUGACAAGGCACUGAAUAGAGUAAUAAAGCACCUCGGAGGAGAAACGGCACCAGAUAAUGUCUCUGUCAUGAGCCGGUUAAGUGUCGUGGACAACAAUAAACAGAUUGUUGGGAUAAUCACUGAGCUGAUCCUUGGUUUUCUUUUGACAGAAAGAUUCCUAUUCUUUAUGUUUGGGAUUUUUCUGCUGAUUAUCAUGGUUGUCCUGAAUUUCUGCUGCUAUAGCAAGUGGACUUUUUGGAUUGUUUAUAGCAUAAAUAUUGUGUUUUUUUUUUUAUCAUUAUGAGCAGCAUGACUGAGAAUCAGGAUUCACAUAAGUAUUACAACAGAAUUUAAAAUGAGUAAUAAAAAAAAUUCUCCAAGUUUUGAUUUGUGAUUGAAAUUGAUGUGUGUAAGCUGUAAAAUCUCAAUAGACUGAGAAUAACUAUAUGGUCCAAUUACUGAGAUACCUAACAUAACUGAACAGACAAAUGAUGCUAAACGGAUAUUAUUUUGCCUGAUAUUGUCUGUGUAUGUUCUGGUUUAAACAACCGAAGACUUGAUACUCAAAAAAAAAGCAUGUAUCUGCUCAAUAAUAAAUUAGAGGAAUGAGAAACAAAAA
Messenger RNA from Tachysurus vachellii, 3881 nucleotides. RefSeq lists its product as uncharacterized. The transcript is spliced from 15 exons. Bases 1704 to 3566 code for a protein of 620 amino acids. Lineage: Eukaryota; Metazoa; Chordata; Actinopteri; Siluriformes; Bagridae. The record is from RefSeq and is a predicted model, not a curated record.